UGUUUGGGAAACUGUUCAGACUCCAGACAAUUUUCAUUGCAUUCAUUGAUAAUGUCGUUGUAUUUUCCUGGAUUUUCCGACCACAAGUUCUUUACGCACUUUAACGUUUAACUUCAUUCUCAAUGUCGGCGGUUCGAACGCGUGGCAAAGUUCCUUUAUCAGCCUUGCGCCUCUGGGUCCCACCACUGAGGCUACUGUCAGCAUUUCUGUGGCGGGUUGCAGAGCAGCGCCUAGUCAAAUACUACACCAGGCUGGAGGAGUUUGUCUCAGUUGUUCUGGAGAUUGUCCCAGACCUACUGAGUGCUAAGGAGAGGGUUGAACUACUCUUUGGCCUGAGAGCGAGGUUUAUUCUAGAGUUAUGCAACGAUCAGCCAUCAGUAACACUGCAGAUCAUGCAGCCACACCUGGAAAGAGUCUUGAGCGUUGCUAAAUCCGUCUCCGUUGAUGAGAUUGGAGAUCAAACCAUUGAUGUUGCUGUGAGGAACUUUGUCGAUCUCAUCCAAACGCUUCUGUGGGAUCCCACAUACAGGAAUCAUUUCUUCCAGGACAUUUACCCAUUGCAUUAUGGCCCCAAAUAUGACACAGCACUUCAAUUACUUGUGUGGGAGUUCCUUUGCAGACUGGAAUUGUUAAUCCCAGUGCCUAGCUUCCAUCAGGCUUCCUCUUGGUUUGGUGAAGACCCCUUACUCUUGGAGGAGUCUUUAGGAAUGAUCAAUGACCCACAAGAAGUUCAAACGUUGUUGCAGCACUUCAGUCGUUUUGGACACUUGUACGAAGGGUCAACAUUUUCGCCCAUCUUGGCCAACACUAUUCUCUCCACAUUGUCAGUCUCUUUUUCUGUGAAAACAGUCCUUACUCGCUGUGAACAGGCCGAGAAAUGUGUGUCAACCACCCAUGUGACCCAAGCAGCUGGACAUGGAGACUUGAAGGAAGAAGUCCAACAUGAAGACAUGAAUGAUGGAGAUGAGGAUGGAGAUGGGGAUGUGCUUGAUCCACAGAGAGACACUGAUCAAGGUCACUUGAGUGAGUGUGAAAGCCCAGUAAGCAACAGGAAGGAGCGAGAAGAUGUGGCAUCCAACAAGGAGCGAGAAGAUCUGGCAUCCAACAAGGAGGCAGAAGAUCUGGCAUCCUCAAGAGAAGAGCCUAGGUCGUCCGCACCACAAGACAGCUUGAUGGAGGAGGAAUCCCCGUCAGUGAGCGCAGCGGAUGACUCUGCCAGUCAGCUAGUACAGCAUGGAUGCGCAGGGCUUAGGAAUGCUUUUACAAAAUCAAGUCUUAUCAAAAAUCAGACUGGUUUGCCCGGAGAAAGGCCCCACCUUUGCACUCACUGUGGUAAGAGAUUUAAACACACAUCCCAUUUGAAGGACCACAUACGCAUUCAUACAGGGGAACGACCCUUUGGCUGCUUAGUCUGUGGAAGGAGGUUCUCUCGGAGUACAAAUCUGAGGCAACAUAUGAGAUUGCACACUGCUGACAGACCAGGCAGCAAGAGGGGUAAGCAAAAAGUUCUGACACCCUCAGGAGAGGGACCUGGGGUGCCCCCACCACGAGACAGCAUGGAGGAAGGUUCCCAGUCAGUCAGCACAGGUGAUGACUCUGCAAGUGGGCACCCACGACAUACAUGUGCAGAAUGUGGCAGUGUCUUUUUUUCAAGAUCAGGUUUUGUUAAACACAAGCAAACCCACGCGAAAGAGAAGAUGGCACCACAAAAGAGUGGAAUUGUCACCAGGAUGUUGAUUCCUAAACUAAACAACACAGCCGCAAAUAAAAAAAAGCCGCAUAAAUGUACCGAAUGUGGCAAAGCCUUCUGUUCACAAUCAGGUCUCAGUAGACACAAGAAGAAACAUGCAGGAGAGAGAAAAGAAAAGAGUAGAGUUGGUACAGAAAUGCUGAGACCUCAGCCAGACAGCGCAACAGUGAGAAGUAAGCCACUUCGGUAUGCGUGCACCGAUUGUGACAAAACCUUCAUCUGGAAACAUGAUCUAGCUAAGCAUCGAACCAUUCACACGGGAGAACGGCCCCACCUCUGCUCUUACUGUGGGAAGACGUUCAGAGAGAAGAACACUUUGGAUAGCCACUUGCGGGUUCACACGGGGGAACGACCCUUCUGCUGCCCAGUCUGUGGGAAGAGGUUCAUCCAGAAAUCUCUCAUGGUCGCCCAUGAGCGAUUGCACACAGGUGAGAGGCCCUACCUGUGUUCCGUCUGCGGAAAGGGAUUCCUCACCUCGGGAGCCUUGUUAGUUCACACGCGAUGCCAUACGGGAGAGCGGCCGUACAAGUGUGAGUUCUGUCCGAAGAGUUACACCAUGUCGAACCGUCUGGCAGUACACAGAAGAGUCCACACGAAGGAGAAGCCGUAUGCUUGUACAACGUGUAAGAAGCGGUUUAGGUCAGGCAGCCACCUGAAGAGACAUAUACGAACACAUACAGGGGAGAAACCGCAUGAAUGUUUACAAUGUGGCAAAAGAUUUUCUUUGCGAAGCAAUAUGAAAGUUCAUCAACGUGUACAUAGGUGACAUCUACAGUACAACCCCGUGCUGAUUUUAGCGUUGGUUGGUCUAAUCACUUGAAUGUCAGCUGAAGGUGGACAGUGUGGUACUACGGUUGAGCUUUGAUAAAGGCUGCUGUUCUCGCUGUAUUGGUGAAGGGGUGUUAUGGCCAAAUCAAAAGGAAGUCUGUGUCUCGGUGCUGGAAAUAUCAUUCAUAGAUUGCACUCCUAUUCAGAUGUUUAUAUUCAGAAAAUAAACUUUUUUUGCUGAAACCUGUGAAACUGCUGCAACCUUGGAGAUGUUUUGUGUAUUUUAAGUAUUAUAAGCAUUUCAUAUCGACAUUAUCUGAGGUUGUUACCAUUUUUUGUUACUAUGUAGCUGUCCUAAAACACUGGACUAUUUGUGACUAAGGAAAUUGUACCAGGUAAAGAAAAAGAUUGUUACAGUAUAUGGUUUGGUUCAUUGUUCAUGUUUUAUAACAUGAGCACAAUUCACCUGUCUCAUAAUAAAUCGAUGUUCAAUACUGUGUUCAGUACUGUACUACAGUGGCUAUGUAAUCUACAAUAUUCUACUGACGGUGGAAGAAGAAAUCCUUUAUAAAAUUGUG
Molecule: messenger RNA, 3096 nt
Organism: Sardina pilchardus (European sardine)
Lineage: Eukaryota; Metazoa; Chordata; Actinopteri; Clupeiformes; Clupeidae
Product: zinc finger protein 3 homolog
Exons: 8
Coding region: 123-2516 (797 amino acids)
Biological process (GO): regulation of transcription by RNA polymerase II
Cellular component (GO): nucleus
Molecular function (GO): DNA-binding transcription factor activity, RNA polymerase II-specific
Source: RefSeq, a predicted model, not a curated record